This is a messenger RNA of Camarhynchus parvulus, 6182 nucleotides long. RefSeq names its product zinc finger MYM-type containing 3 (gene ZMYM3). The coding region runs from base 747 to 5045 and encodes 1432 amino acids. The transcript has 25 exons. The record is from RefSeq and is a predicted model, not a curated record. NCBI's taxonomy places the organism in Eukaryota, Metazoa, Chordata, Aves, Passeriformes, Thraupidae. Gene Ontology annotation, molecular function: zinc ion binding.
GUGCCGCGUCCCGGGCCCCCGCAGAAGCCCCGCCUGGCCGCGCUGUCACUCACCGCCCCGGGGAGACGCUCCAGCUUCGGGAAGGCGGUGGCGGCGCCGGGGCUCGGCCGGGUGGGUCCCCCCGCGUGCAGGUAGAGGCCGUGGCGGUGCAGCCAGACUGGACCCCCCGGGACGACAGCGGGGCUGGGGCCGGGAUUGGCGGCAGCGAGAGGGUUAAGGGGGGGGCGGGGAGCGGGGCGGCGAGCCCAUUCCGUGUGAUCCGCUCCGCGCUUUGCGGGUGGCCACGUGGGCACCGGCGGGAACCGGGGCGCCCCGUUCUGGCCCGCGCCUCCCAUCGUGCUCCCCCCCCGCACCCCGCCGUGCCCCGCCAGACCGCGGCCGUCGCCCGUGCCCGGCUCCAUGCUGCCUGCCUGCCGGGACCCGCUCCGCCAGGCGGAUCCGCCCCAGGUUUUCCAGCCGUCCGUGGCGAUCCGGGCUGUCGCGCCGAUCCCGCGCUCGGGGCUCCGCUCCGCGUUCCCGCGGCAGCCGCUCAUGAGGGAGUCUCGCGAGCCCCGGCCCCACCGCGGCCUAUGAGAGCGCGUCCCUCGCUCCGCACAGCCAAUAGGGCGCCGCCGCCGCCCCCCCGUCGGCUGGCAGCGCGUUGAGGGCUCCGAGCGGCGCCUCCAUUUAAAGGGGCCGCGACCCGAAUCCGGGUUCUGGGUAGAGCGGGCGGUGCAGCACCGGGAGAGCCAGUUGCCAUCUUCUAAAUGGAUUCCAGUGAAUUUUCAGGAUCUCUGGACCCCCUGUCCUUGCCUGACAAACCGCUCAUUGGUGACCUCCCUGCUGACAUGGAGUUUGGUGAAGAUCUCCUGGGCUCCCAAACAGCUUCUACCCAGGAAGUUUCAGUUCUUCAGCCCCCUGGCUGGGAUCAAUCCAAGCGGAUGACUGCAGAUGAGGACUUGGACCUUGUAGUGAAAGCAGACAGCGUGUCUGAACUAAAUAAAUCAAAUGACUGUGUUCUAGAUAAACCUGGUGUCUUGGAUGUGCUGGAGAAACCUGGUGUCAGGGAUGAUUUGGGUAAAACCUCUGACUUGGUGGAUAAACCAGAGGGUCUGGAUGGGCUGUGUAAGGCACAACCUUCCCAGGACGUGGAGGGUGGACCAGCAGACUCCUCUGCCCUGUCUAGAGAAGCUGUUGGUCCAGAAAAAGGGAAAGAAGGGGAGGAUGCACCAAAAAAUUGUUCUGGGGAUGUAAAGGAAGAUGGUGCUGCUGCUAUUCCUGCACUGUCUGGUGACAAUGCCCCUGAAUCACCCCAACAACCUGUCCCUGACUCCAGGGACCUCAGCAGUGCCCCGGCCAAGGAAGAAAUCACAGCACAGUCCUCAAGUCCCACAGUGCCCCCACCCCAACUCAGUCUUAAACAAACAAAGAAGAUGAAGUUGAAGGCACCAAGGAAAAGCUUACCCUUGCAGAGGGAAGGGCUGGCAGGGGAGGCAGAGGUGCAGCAGAGCCCAGACAGCAGAACUGCAGCUUUGCCCCCUGAGCCUGUGGAGAAAAACCGGGCAGAGGAAGGGGAUGAUAAUGGGAAGAACUCACUCAAAGAAAACAGUGCACUCAAAGCACAGGAAGCCUUACCACCAGCAGGAGAAAGCCUGUCUGGGAAGGGAAGUGAGCUGCCAGCUGAGAAGGAGCAGAAAAGAAGUGAACGACCCAGAAGAUCAGAAACUGUCAGGCCUGAGACUGUGAACUCCUCAGAGAGCAUUCCAGUGUCUGAUGAAGACUCUGAUGCGAUGGUGGAUGAUCCCAACGACGAGGAUUUCGUCCCUUUCCGGACGCGGCGCUCCACGCGGAUGUCGCUGCGCGCUCAGAUGGCGCAGCGAGCCGCCCGCUCCUCCUUCACCAAGAUGACGUGUGCCAACUGCCGGACCCCGCUGCAGAAGGGCCAGACUGCCUACCAGAGAAAAGGCCUUCCUCAGCUCUUCUGCUCCAGCUCCUGUCUCACCACCUUCUCAAAAAAACCACCUGGCAAGAAGAUAUGCACCUUCUGCAAAAAGGAGAUCUGGAACACCAAGGACUCUGUGGUUGCUCAGAUUGGUUCAGGUGGCUCUUUCCAUGAGUUCUGCACCUCUGUCUGCCUUUCCCUCUACGAGGCCCAGCAGCACAGACCAGCACCUCAGUCUGCAGAUGCCUCGGACACCAGCCGCUGCAGUGUUUGCCACAAACCUGGCGAGAUCCAGCACGAGGUCAGCAAUGGCAACGUGGUUCACCGCAUCUGCAGCGACGCCUGCUUCACCAAGUUCCGGGCCACCAAGGGGCUGAAAACGAACUGCUGUGACUACUGUGGACUUUAUAUCUACAACAAGGGCUUGCCCCUGGAGUACCUCUUCCAUGAAGGCCAGCAAAAACGCUUUUGCAACUCUGCAUGUCUCAAUAGUUACAAGAAGAAGAACACGCGGGUGUACCCCUGCAUGUGGUGCAAGACACUGUGCAAGAACUUUGACAUGCUGCCCAACGUGGAUCGCAGUGGCAAGAUGGGCCUGUUCUGCUCCAUUUGCUGCACUACCUCCCACAAAGUGAAGCAGUCAGGCUUAGUUGGUCCCCCUAGACCCUGCAGCUUCUGCAGAAAGAGUUUAUCUGAACCCUGCUAUUACAACAAGACAGACCGGGUUGUCUACCAGUUCUGCAGCCCCAGCUGCUGGACCAAAUUCCAGCGCACCAGCCCCGAAGGUGGGAUCCACCUCAACUGCCAUUACUGUCACAAUCUGUUCAGCGGGAAGCCGGAGAUCCUAGACUGGCAGGACAAGGUGUAUCAGUUCUGCUGCAAGGACUGCUGCGAGGACUUCAAGCGGCUGCGUGGGGUGGUGUCUCAGUGCGAGCACUGCAAGCAGGAGAAGCUGCUGCAUGAGAAGAUCCGUUUCUCUGGAGUGGAGAAGAACUUCUGCAGCGAAGGGUGUGUGCUUCUUUACAAACAGGAUUUCACCAAGAACCUGGGCCUGUGCUGCAUCACCUGCACCUACUGUUCUCAGACCUGCCAGCGGGCGGUCACCGAGCAGCUGGAGGGCAGCACCUGGGACUUCUGUAGUGAAGACUGCAAAAGCAAAUACUUGCUCUGGUACUUCAAGGCAGCUCGGUGCCAUGCCUGCAAGCGUCAGGGGAAGCUGCUGGAAACCAUCCACUGGCGGGGGCAAAUCAAACACUUCUGCAACCAGCAGUGUCUGCUGCGAUUUUACAAUCAACAGAACCAGCCCAACCUGGACACGCAGAAGGGGCCCGAGAGCCUGCUGAACAGUCAGACUUCAGAGCCGAAACCAGCUGUCCCUUCCACACAGAAGGCAGAAACUAACAUGCUGUCAGCAAAGGCCUCCUCAGCCCAAAGCUCUCCAGCUGUGCCGCCUCCCGCCCCACCUCUGGUUCCAGCCACCCCUCGGAAAAACAAAGCUGCCAUGUGUAAACCCCUGAUGCAGAACCGGGGUGUCUCCUGCAAGUUUGAAAUGAAGUCCAAAGGAUGUCAGACAGAGGCUGACUGGAAGCCCCAGCUGGUUGUGUUGCCAAUCCCCGUCCCAAUCUUCGUGCCUGUGCCUAUGCAUAUGUACUGCCAGAAAGUACCUGUGCCUUUCUCCAUGCCUGUCCCGGUGCCUGUGCCAAUGUUCCUGCCCACCACACUGGAGAGCACAGAGAAGAUUGUGGAGACCAUUGAGGAACUGAAGGUGAAGAUCCCUUCCAAUCCCCUAGAGGCUGACAUCCUGGCCAUGGCUGAGAUGAUUGCAGAGGCUGAGGAACUGGACAAAGCCUCCUCAGACCUGUGUGACCUGGUGAGUAACCAGAGUGCAGAGGGUCUCCUGGAGGACUGUGAUCUGUUUGGACCAGCACGGGAUGAUGUGUUGGCUAUGGCUGUCAAGAUGGCAAAUGUCCUCGAUGAGCCGGGCCAGGACCUGGAGGCUGACUUCCCUAAGAACCCUCUGGACAUCAACCCCAGUGUGGAUUUCCUCUUUGACUGUGGGCUGGUGGGACCAGAUGAUGUGUCCACAGAGCAAGAUCUGCCUCGAGCUGUGCGGAAGGGGCAGAAGCGCCUGAUGCUCUCUGAAGGCUGUUCCCGGGACUCGAUGAGCAGCCAGCCCAGCUGUACAGUGCUCAACUACUCGUAUGGUGUGAAUGCCUGGAAGUCCUGGGUACAAGCCAAGUAUGCAGGGGGAGAAAGCAGCAAGGGAGAGGAGCUACGCUUCCGCCCCAAGCCCAUGAGGAUCAAGGAAGACAUCUUAGCCUGCUCAGCAGCUGAGCUCAACUACGGCCUGGCGCAGUUUGUCAAGGAGAUAACGCGGCCCAACGGGGAGCGCUAUGAACCAGACAGCAUCUAUUACCUCUGCCUUGGCAUCCAGCAGUACCUGCUCGAGAACAAUCGUAUGGUGAAUAUAUUUACAGACCUUUACUACUUGACCUUCGUGCAGGAGCUGAACAAAUCCCUGAGUGGCUGGCAACCCACAAUCUUACCAAAUAACACAGUUUUCUCCCGUGUCGAGGAGGAGCACCUCUGGGAGUGCAAACAGCUGGGUGUUUACUCACCCUUUGUGCUUCUCAACACCCUCAUGUUCUUCAACACCAAGUUCUUCGGGCUGCAGACAGCGGAGGAGCACAUGCAGCUCUCCUUCACCAACGUGGUGCGCCAGUCCCGCAAGUGCACCACAGCCCGUGGCAUGACCAAGGUGGUGAGCAUCCGCUACUACGCUCCUGCCAAGCAGAAGAAAAGCCGAGAUGGCGGCUCUGGAAAACGGAAGCGUGAGGAGGAGGUGCCGAUGCUGGAGCAGCGGGAGAACAGGAUGAAUCCCCUCCGAUGCCCAGUCAAGUUUUAUGAGUUUUAUCUCUCCAAAUGUCCCGAGAGCCUGCGGAACCGCAGCGACGUGUUCUACCUGCAGCCCGAGCGCUCGUGCAUCGCCGAGUCCCCGCUCUGGUACUCGGUGAUCCCCAUGGACCGCAGCAUGCUGGAGAGCAUGCUGAACCGCAUCCUGGCCGUCAGGGAGAUCUACGAGGAGCACAGCCGCCUCAGCAGCCUGGAGGAUGAUGUGGACUAAGGCAGAGGUGCUGCUGGACUGGCUGCACUCCAGCCCUGGACACCUCAUCUUGCUGCUUCCCAUUGCAGGGCAGGGUCCAUGCAGCAUAGGAAGGGAUGGUGCUGCAGCAGUGCUGUCCCUGCAUCAUUACCAGACUUGGACCUCCCAUCCUGCUCGUUACAGGCAUCCCCUACAUGCGUGGCCCCCACACUCAGCUCUGUCUCCAGUUUUGGCUGCUGGGUGAGCCAUCUUCCCCAGGGUCUGUUCCCAUGGCACAGGAGUGGCAGAGUCCCUGGUGCAGCUCCCCUUGCCCAGCCCUGUCCCUCCCCUACCCCCAGCCCUGCCACUACCCCUCUCUCCCCGUGCCCCACAGCAGGAAUUGCACAAAACACAUUGUCCCAUUGGACCAGUGGCCCCCAAAGCUUUUACUUCCCUCUUCCUUUAGCAUUCCCUCACAAGGCUGGAGGUAUCAAGGCAGGAACAGCAGCUCUGCUGCUGGGGCAGGAUUGUCUUUUCAAGUCAGUGGGCACGGGCCACAGGCAGCCUGAGAGCUGUUGGGUAAGGGGGAGAACUUUUGUCCUGGGGUGGGAGAGAUUUGGGUUGGUUGCAGGGAGUGGAUGGAGCUUGGACUGGAAUUCAUGGCCAGAGAUCUGGCCUUGCCACAGGGAUACCUCCCUUGUGUGCAGCCAGGAUGCCUCCCUCUCUUUGGUCAGUGUUUUCUGAGUCUGCUGAAAACUUACGGAGAUGGGUCUGUACUAGUGCUGCCCCUCUGUCCCCACUGUUCCCUGUCAUGGUGUAAGGACCCUCCCCUGUGCAAGGUGCCAUCAGUGGAAACCUCUGCUCCAGCCAGGGGCCCAGGCAUUUGCUGGCAGAAGCAGGGAGCCCUGUCUGGCCUCCCUCUCCCUCCCACAGCCACAGGCUGCCACUACCCUGCCCAGGGCAAGUCUGGCUCCAGCUGUGCCAUUCCGUGCUGCCUCCUGCCCUUCUCGUGUUCUGGUCGGUUUUCUUGAGCUGUACAUGGGUCUCCUGUUGAGCCUGUAUAUAUUGUUCUGGGCCCUGGCCUGGGGCCAUCUGUUCUCUGUGUCCAUGUGGAGAGUGAGCUGCUCACCAGUCUUGUUGUAGUGAUGCCAGGGCAGUAGGACUAACCCUGUGUCUCUG